This is a messenger RNA of Microtus ochrogaster (prairie vole), 564 nucleotides long. RefSeq names its product spindlin-2-like. NCBI's taxonomy places the organism in Eukaryota, Metazoa, Chordata, Mammalia, Rodentia, Cricetidae. The record is from RefSeq and is a predicted model, not a curated record. Gene Ontology annotation, biological process: gamete generation.
AUGCUGCCUAAUAACGUGCCAUUUCGUCAGGUGACAGACACUCAUCUCUCAAACAUCAUAGUUGGCAGAGCAGUGAAACAUACAUUCGUGGGCACAAAUGGCUCUAAUGAUGACUGGAAGGGGAUGGUCCUAGAGGAAGUGCCAAUCAUGAAGAUUUUGGUCUAUAUUACCUAUAAGAAAGAGCCGGUCUUGUAUAUUUACCACCUCCUUGAUGACUACCUUGAAGGCAACCUCCACAUCAUGCCAGGCUCUAAGGAGGAGUGGAGUGGGGUGGUCCCAGGUGAGGUGCAGACCAUGACGACCUGUUUCUACAUUGUCGACGAGAAAGAUCCAGUCCUGUACCUUUACCACCAUCUUGAUGACUAUAUUGAAGGCAACCUCCACAUCAUGCCAGAAUGUCCUCCAGUAGAGGUGACUUUGGAAUUAGGCAGGGAUUCCUUGGCAGGCAAAAGUGUGCAGUACAACAAAAAAGAUGGAACCCAAGAGAGAGGUAAAAUUAUUUACCAAGUUCCCACCAAACCUUCCGUGUAUUUCAUCAAGUUUGAUAAUAACUUCCAUAUCUGA